This is a messenger RNA of Menidia menidia (Atlantic silverside), 4480 nucleotides long. The record is from the annotation of a GenBank genome assembly. Lineage: Eukaryota; Metazoa; Chordata; Actinopteri; Atheriniformes; Atherinopsidae.
UUAACUGUUCCCUGUGCUGUGUUGAUUUCUAGAAAGAGGAAAAGAAGACUUGACGUUUGGAUUCACCUGAACAACGUUCUCUCUCUGUCACUGUUUCCUUUUCUCUCUGUAAUUCAAAAGUCGAAGAAACCGGAGUAAGGCUCUGAACUAGUAAAUGGGAAAAAUCUAACAAUGUUCAGCUUUGAAGGAGAUUUCAAAACGAGACCCAAGGUGUCACUUGGAGGAGCCAGUAAAAAGGAAGAAAAAGCAUCGCUGUUGCACCGCACUCAAGAAGAAAGAAGAAAAAGAGAGGAUGAAAGAAAACGACUGAAGAAUGCCAUCAUCAUUCAGUCCUACAUUCGUGGCUACCAGGACUUGAAACAACAAUAUGCCAUUCAGAGGGCAAAGUUUGACGAUUGCGCCAGCCAGACACAGGCAGGGGGACCUCAGCAUGUCCUGGAUGGUGCCAGUCUCUGUCUUUUAUCAAGACGGCUUAUAUUUUUCUACAGACAGAGUGUAGACGCACAUAGAUUGAUAUGGUUAUGCCAAAACUUGGUGAAACACAACAGUCAGAUUGUGAAGCUAUUGGUCGGAUCACAGAAGCAAACAUGUAUGUUUCAGAUCAAAAGGAUGUUGGGCUUCUGCUGCAGACUUCUUCAGAAUUGCACAGACGACAGUUUAAACGUUGCCGUUCCCAUGCGGAUGCUAGAAGUCUUUUCUUCAGAGAAAACAUUUCUUUCUCUAAUUCCAGAUACUAACUAUGUAGCUUCUAUACUCGAGCAGAUUUUGCACUAUAUGGUACAAAAAGGAUACUACAGGUCGCUGUAUAUUCUUGUGAAUCACAGGCUCCCCCCCAGUCUGGAGUACAGCGACGCACCUUCUGUCCCUAUGGCAAGCACACUGUUGGAGCACAUCCUCAAACCUCUGCACUUUAUCUACUCCUCCUGCACAACAGGCGCAAGGCAGUUUGUUUUUGCGGCUUUUACCAAGGAGUUCAUCUCUGCGCCGUUUACCGAGCAGAUCUUUCACUUCUUUAUCCCGGCACUCUCGGACUGCCGGCUCUCAUUCCCAUUUGAGGCCUUUUUGAGCUCCCUCCAGGCCACCAUCGACUCUUCCUCAGCACCACAGAGCCAGGCACCGUGGCUGUUGUACUUCGUCCUCUCUGCAGGGGAGAACUGCUUAGGUUCUCUUUCAGAGACAGGGCUGCUGCUGUACCUUCGAGCUCUUCGGACGCUGCUGCCUCUGCUGCCAGUGUCUGAGAGCAGCAGCAGGCCAGAAGUGAACAGCGACUCGGAGGAUGAGGAUGACGCGGGCAUCCACGCGCUUCCCAUGCAGGAUGACAGCCGGAUCUCUGUGCAGCUGAUAACAGAGGAAUGUGUCCGCAAGCUGGACACCAAACAGCAGACGAACACCCUGCUGAACCUGGUGUGGAGGGAUUCAGCCAGCGAGGAAGUUUUCACCAUGAUGGCAUCCAUCUGCCACACUCUCAUGGUGCAGCAUCGCCUUAUGGUGCCAAAAGUGAGACUUCUGUACAGUUUAGCUUUCAACGCACGCUUCCUGAGGCAUUUGUGGCACCUGAUAACAUCCAUGACAACCAAGAUGAUCACAGGGUCCAUGGUGCCUCUACUGCAGCUGAUCUCUCGAGGGUCUCCUUUGUCAUUUGAGGACUCGAAUCGAAUCAUUCCCCUCUUCUAUCUCUUCAGCUCUCUAUUCAGCCACUCUCUUAUCUCUGUCCACGACAGCGAGUUUUUUGGAAGUGAAAUUGAAGGUCAGAAACAGUCCUCCAUGAUGCCCUUCACCGUGCCAGAGCUGGUGACUUUGUCCCGCUGUUUGAGGGACGCAUGUCUGGGGAUCAUCAAGCUGGCCUACCCCGAGACCAAAACAGAGCACAGAGAGGAGUACAUGGCUGCUUUCCGCAGCGUGGGCGUCAAGACGAACACUGAGGUCCAGCUGCGCAUCCAGGCUGAGCAGAAGCGCUGGGUGCAACUUUUCAAGGUCAUCACUAACUUGGUGAAGAUGGUGAAAGCUCGCGACAUCAGGCGACCCUUCUGCCCAGCGGGUCACUGGCUCUCUGAGGAGGUCAACAUCCGAGCUGAUAAGGUCACCCAGCUGUACGUCCCAUCUGCGAGACACGCAUGGAGAACACGAAGGAUGGGCCGCAUCGGGCCUCUACAGUCUACACUCGAUGUUGGUUCAGAACCUCCACAGCUGUCCGUCUCUGAAGAGAGACAUCUGGCCAUCCUGACAGAGCUCCCUUUUGUGGUUCCCUUUGAAGAGAGAGUAAAGAUCUUCCAGAGGUUAAUCUAUGCUGACAAACGGGACGUGCAAGGGGAUGGGCCAUUCCCUGAUGGCAUCAAUGUCACCAUCAGACGCAACUACAUCUAUGAAGACGCCUACGAUAAACUCUCACCAGAAAACGAACCAGAUCUAAAGAAAAGGAUUCGUGUCCAUCUGCUGAACGCUCACGGUCUGGAUGAGGCGGGCAUCGAUGGUGGGGGCAUCUUUCGCGAGUUCCUCAACGAGCUCCUCAGGUCAGGUUUCAACCCCAACCAGGGAUUCUUCAGGACAUCCAACGAGGGCUUGUUGUACCCCAGCCCCACCGCAGAGAUGCUCGUGGGAGACUCCUUCACAAGACACUACUAUUUCCUGGGCAGGAUCCUUGGGAAGGCGCUUUAUGAGAACAUGCUGGUGGAGCUGCCCUUUGCCAGUUUCUUCUUAUCCAAACUUCUGGGAACCAGUGCAGAUGUGGACAUUCACCAUCUGGCCUCUUUGGACCCUGAGGUGUAUCGCAACCUUCUCUUCCUUAAGAGCUACGAGGGGGAUGUGGAGGAGCUGGGGCUCAACUUCACCGUCGUGAACAACGACCUGGGAGAAGCUCAGGUGGUUGAGCUGAAGCUGGGAGGCAAAGAUAUUCCUGUGACAACAGCAAACCGGAUAGCCUACAUUCAUUUGGUGGCCGACUACAGGCUGAACAAGCAGAUCAGACCUCACUGUCUGGCCUUCAGGCAGGGUCUGGCCAAUGUGGUCAACCUCGAGUGGCUGCGCAUGUUUGACCAGCAGGAGAUCCAGGUGCUGAUAUCUGGGGCGCAUGUGCCAAUCAGUCUUGAUGACUUAAAAAACUUCACAAACUAUUCAGGUGGGUACACAGCCACUCACCCCGUCAUCCAGACCUUCUGGCAGGUGGUGGAUGGAUUCACAGAAGAAGAAAAGCGUAAGCUUUUGAAGUUCGUAACCAGCUGCUCUCGGCCGCCACUUCUGGGCUUCAAGGAGCUUUAUCCGGCCUUCUGCAUUCACAACGGGGGCUCAGACCUGGAGCGCCUGCCCACCGCCAGCACCUGCAUGAACCUGCUCAAGCUCCCCGAGUUCUGCGACCAACACCUGAUGAGGAACAAGCUGCUGUAUGCCAUCGAGUCCUCUGCUGGAUUUGAGCUGAGCUGAGCCUCUGUGUCACUAAGUCAACAAACUCGCUGCCACCCCGGUGGCUUUGGAGUAAAAGACUCUACAAGAAGGAGGAAAGCAAACGAUGCACUGAGUGAUUUACUGUGUGCUUCAGUGUGUGUGUGUGUAUGAGUGUCAAGCUGGGGGUAAAAAAAAAAAAAAAGACUUUCCCACAGCCUGGGAAGAGGGUUGGAGAGGCAAAGUGUGCUCGGACCCCUUUUUUAAAAAAACAAAAAAAACAUGUUGCUUUUAAGUAAUUUAAAUGUGUAAUCACUUAUAAGAAUCUUUCAUAAAAACGGCGAUGUCGCUGAGUUUUGCAGAAAACAUUUGGCGCUAAAACAAAACAAGAGUAGCAGCUACUCGCAGUAUUAUCCUAUACAUAAACGGAGAGUCGAUCACCAAAGAGUAAGCGGCAUCACGUGAAAAAGGCAAUAGAGCAGCCGAUGGGGACGGACCGUCGGACUCUGAAGCCACGUUGUGGUGUGCCAAGGGCUGCAGAGGAGCUUUUAUGAACUGCUAUCAUGUAUUUUCAUGUAGAAGUAACUGAAACUCCAGUUUUUGUCAUUUCUCAAAUAUUAUCUUUCCUAGUAAUAACUCUCAUGUCUGAUAACCAUACCAUAAGUGUGCACAUGGCAUCCAAAAUGUGGACAAGACUGAUCUUUCUGAAUAGGGGAAUUAAAGGAUGAUGGUUAUGUGAAUAUGUACAUGUUUACAGCUGCCCUUCAGUGAGUCGUGUAUUUAGUAUUUGUACAGGUUUGUUUCUCUUUUCUUUGUGUAGCAUAUGGAGGCUUUUUGUUUCCACGUGUCCUCUAAGGUCAACAAUCUCUUCCAUGAUCAGCACAUGUUUUUGUGUCAUGAUGAGAAGGCCUUCAAAUGAUCGGUGUACCAAGAGGGUGAGAAAAGAGUCUAUGGAGUUGAAUAAACCCACAUUUCUUUUUGCAUUUUCCUUCCAUUAGUCUUUUAGUUUCUUGUUGCUUGUAAUUUACAGUAAUGACCAAGACAUAAAACAGUGCUUUGUGGGGAAAUUUCCUCUCGAGUUUUACGGCCUCUGACAUAUAAUUAA